This is a messenger RNA of Caenorhabditis auriculariae, 1407 nucleotides long. Lineage: Eukaryota; Metazoa; Nematoda; Chromadorea; Rhabditida; Rhabditidae. The record is from the annotation of a GenBank genome assembly.
AUGGAAAGUGGAUCUUUCGAAUUUUCUCCUGAUCGCAAGCAUCCUCCUUACAAGUCUCCUAUGGAGAAACGCGAGGACAAGGAACUGCUGCAAAAGUAUACGAACAUGAAGGUUUAAAAAUAGGUUUCGUAAUUUCCAACUCAUUUGAAAAGCCGUUAGUAAAGCAGUUUGGAAAGCAACAAAUGUUUUAAGAUUGAAGAUAAAGAGGAAAAGAAAUCGCAUGCUAUCAAAACGAUCGAAGCCUUAACGGCUUCGGCUCUCCAGAAUAAGCGUGAGUUAGAUAUGUGUUUUCGAUUUAUGUAAACAGUUUCCGAUGCCUCGGUCCCAGCUAAUGAAAUGGUCCUGGCGAUAGAGUAUCCGGACUCGGACGUGGAAACUGAUAAGAAGGUAAGUUCUAUGAUGAGAAAAAGCUGUUAAUACCUGGAUUUAGACUGGAAAACUGCCAGGAGGUCCGUUCACAAGCUCGCAGAUGAGCAGCCUCGAAAUUUUCUACAAGAAAAAUCGGUUUGCGCAUGACAUCGAAGUCAAAAAAUUCAGUGACUUCAUAAAAGAAAACCACGUAGAUGUCGAGGUAGGACUAAAAAAAAGGAAGCCCUUCAUUUUCAUUCAAGAUGUGGCUGGAAGAACGGCGCAAGAUAUCACACAUGAAGUACUUGAGCUCGGGACUUGAAGACAUCGCAUUCGACUUCUACGAAGAAGCCGUUAUGAUUGCCGAUGGUCACUCGUUUCUUCAAUUCAACUUCCUUUCUUUUAAAUUUUCUCUCAUUAUUUGAACUUUUUUUCAGUAUAUCUUAAGAAAAAGUUUAGCAAAUGUUUAAGGGCUCCGACUGGAAAUCCCAUCAGUUAUUGAUAAGUCCUACUUCAACAUAGACAACUUCAACGUCAUGAAGAAAGAAGUAGGCUCAGUGGCUUAUUUUUUAACGCGAAAAAGCUUGCAGAAAGCGGAGAAACUAAAAAUGGCCCCGAAGUUGAGCUUGUCGGUCGCUUCUGGAUUCGUGGAAGUAAAUUCUGACGGCGGCACUUUGAAGAUAAUCGUCAGGAACGCGGGCUUCUCUCCUUUAGUUUAUCAGGCAUUUCACAGUUUCCGCAGCCGCAGAUACGAGAUUAACGUUCAGAUCAAAAUUUCCAACCCGAAUAGCUAUCGUGUGUCUCCGGUUCAAGCUAUUUUGAACGACGAGGAAGAGCUUACCAUGUCCAUAGAAAGAAAGGUAAUAAUAAAAUUAGGGGAUACGCAAGUUUCGCUUUUAGGCGGGACCACCUGGAUGGGACCGUAUUUGCGUGGAGUUUGGCCUUGUGCCUGAAGGCGUCAUUGAUGCUCGCGCCGCUGCCAACAGAACUAAAAUCGUCGGCCGAGAGUUCGUCCGCAUCCGCGCCAUCCCGCUCGAAGAACUCAGCGUCGCCAAAUGA